Messenger RNA from Colius striatus (speckled mousebird), 6799 nucleotides. It is a transcript of the gene CDC42BPB, whose product is annotated as CDC42 binding protein kinase beta. Gene Ontology annotation, biological process: actomyosin structure organization; peptidyl-threonine phosphorylation. The record is from RefSeq and is a predicted model, not a curated record. Gene Ontology annotation, cellular component: cytoskeleton; cytoplasm. NCBI's taxonomy places the organism in Eukaryota, Metazoa, Chordata, Aves, Coliiformes, Coliidae. The transcript is spliced from 37 exons. Gene Ontology annotation, molecular function: ATP binding; protein serine/threonine kinase activity. Bases 113 to 5254 code for a protein of 1713 amino acids.
GCAGCGCAGCGCCCCGGGGCCUUUGCGCGCAGCCGUUCGCCGGCUUCGCCGCCGCCCGAACGGCUCGGCCCGGCCCGGCCCUGCCCUGCCUUGCGCCCGCCACCGCGGCACCAUGUCGGCCAAGGUGCGGCUGAAGCGGCUGGAGCAGCUGGUGCUGGACGGGCCGCAGCGGAACGACAGCGUGCUGAGCGUGGAGACCCUGCUCGACCUCCUGGUCGGCGUCUACACCGAGUGCAGCCGCGACUCGCCGCUCCGCCGCGACCGAUACGUGUCCGACUUCCUCGAGUGGGCAAGACCAUUUACAAAAUUGGUAAAGGAAAUGCAACUCCAUCGAGAUGACUUUGAAAUCAUCAAAGUGAUUGGGAGAGGUGCAUUUGGUGAGGUUGCAGUUGUUAAAAUGAAGUGCACAGAGCGCAUUUAUGCAAUGAAAAUCCUAAAUAAAUGGGAGAUGCUUAAAAGGGCAGAGACAGCUUGCUUCCGAGAGGAGAGAAAUGUCUUGGUGAAUGGAGAUUGUCAGUGGAUUACUACGUUGCACUAUGCCUUUCAAGAUGAGAACUAUUUGUACCUAGUGAUGGACUACUAUGUUGGUGGUGACUUACUGACACUUCUCAGUAAGUUUGAAGACAAGCUUCCUGAAGAUAUGGCUAGGUUCUACAUCGGUGAAAUGGUGCUUGCUAUACAUUCCAUACAUGAGCUGCAUUAUGUACACAGGGACAUAAAGCCUGACAAUGUUCUUUUGGACAUGAAUGGCCACAUACGACUGGCAGACUUUGGAUCCUGUCUGAAAAUGAGUGAAGAUGGCACAGUACAGUCAUCAGUGGCAGUGGGUACCCCUGACUACAUCUCCCCUGAGAUACUGCAAGCAAUGGAAGAUGGAAUGGGAAAAUAUGGGCCUGAAUGUGACUGGUGGUCACUGGGUGUCUGCAUGUAUGAAAUGCUGUAUGGUGAAACACCCUUCUAUGCAGAGUCAUUAGUGGAAACCUACGGGAAAAUUAUGAAUCAUGAAGAACGAUUUCAGUUCCCAUCUCACGUUACAGAUGUAUCUGAAGAAGCAAAAGAUCUUAUUCAGCGACUUAUCUGCAGUAGAGAGCGUCGCCUGGGACAGAAUGGCAUAGAGGAUUUUAAAUCUCAUGCAUUCUUUGAAGGACUUAAUUGGGAUAACAUCCGAAACCUAGAAGCACCUUACAUUCCAGAUGUUAGCAGUCCUUCUGACACCUCAAACUUUGAUGUAGAUGAUGAUGUAUUAAGAAAUCCAGAAGUGGUGCCACCGAGUUCUCACACAGGCUUUUCUGGAUUGCAUUUGCCAUUUGUUGGGUUUACAUACACAACUGAUAGCUCUUUAUCUGACAGAGGCACUUUAAAGAGUGCUUUGCAGCCUGACACUGUAACCAAAGAUACAGAUGUACAACGUGAUGGCAAGAACACAUCCCAAAUAGAAGGUUAUGAAAAGAAAAUUCGGAAGUUAGAGCAAGAAAAGCAGGAUCUGAACAGAAAACUACAAGAAUCUACACAGACAGUGCAAAACCUUCAAGGUCCAGGGUGUGUUACAGUGAAUACGAGCCGUGAUAAGGAGAUUAAAAAGUUAAAUGAAGAAAUUGAACGGUUGAAGAACAAAUUAACAGAUCUAAGUAAACUGGAAGGACAGCUUGCAGACGCGGUGGCUUUUCGACAAGAACAUGAGGAUUCCAUACACAAGUUGAAAGGAUUAGAGAAACAAUGCAGAGUGCUGCGGCAAGAAAAGGAGGAUCUUCAUAAGCAACUCGUAGAAGCCUCAGAAAGACUAAAGACACAAUCCAAAGAACUGAGGGAUGCCCACCAACAAAGAAAACUGGCCGUGCAGGAGUUCUCUGAGCUCAGCGAGAGGAUGGGGGACUUGCGAUCACAGAAGCAGAAGCUGUCGCGGCAGCUGCGUGACAAGGAGGAAGAGGUGGAAGUGAGCAUGCAGAAAAUCGAUGCCAUGCGCCAGGACAUCCGGAAGUUGGAGAAGAUCAGGAAAGAGCUGGAAGCUCAACUUGAAGAAGUUGUAGCCGAAGCAUCAAAGGAACGCAAGCUUCGUGAGCACAGUGAGGUCUUCUCCAAACAACUGGAAAAUGAACUGGAAGCUCUAAAGCUGAAGCAGGGAGGUCGAGGAGCAGGGGCCACACUAGAGCACCAGCAGGAGCUUUCCAAAAUCAAGUCUGAGCUGGAAAAGAAAAUCUUAUUCUAUGAAGAGGAGUUGGUCCGACGAGAAGCGUCCCACGUUCUGGAAGUGAAAAACGUGAAGAAGGAAGUCCAUGACUCAGAGAGCCAUCAGCUUGCACUGCAGAAAGAGAUCAUGAUAUUAAAGGAUAAAUUAGAGAAGACAAAACGAGAGAGGCACAGUGAAAUGGAGGAAGCAGUAGGAACCAUGAAAGACAAAUAUGAGCGAGAGAGAUCAAUGCUCUUGGAAGAUAACAAAAAGCUGACAACAGAAAAUGAAAGGCUCUGCUCCUUUGUGGACAAAUUAACAGCACAGAACAGACAGCUGGAAGAUGAGCUCCAAGACCUAGCAGCGAAGAAGGAGUCUGUUGCUCACUGGGAAGCUCAGAUUGCAGAAAUUAUUCAAUGGGUAAGUGAUGAGAAGGAUGCUCGUGGCUAUCUGCAAGCAUUAGCUUCCAAGAUGACAGAAGAACUAGAAUCGUUGAGGAGUUCCAGUCUGGGGUCACGAACACUGGAUCCCCUUUGGAAAGUGCGACGCAGUCAGAAGUUGGAUAUGUCAGCUAGGCUGGAGUUACAGUCUGCCCUGGAUGCAGAAAUUCGUGCCAAACAGCUAGUUCAAGAAGAGCUACGGAAAGUUAAAGAUGCAAACAUAUCUUUUGAAAGUAAAUUGAAGGAAUCGGAAGCAAAAAAUAGGGAACUGUUGGAAGAGAUGGAAGGUUUGAAGAAAAAACUGGAAGAAAAAUACAGAACAGAUUCAGGUCUCAAACUUCCAGACUUUCAAGAUUCCAUUUUUGAAUAUUUCAACACCUCUCCUCUGGCACGUGAUCUGACUUUCAGAACCAGCUCCAUUAGUGAGCAGGAAACACAGGGUCCCAAGUCAGAAGUUUCACCAUCUACUUCAGUUGUGACUGCAGAGCAACAACAAGAAGAACCAAUUCGGCUUCAGAGGAUGCCUGCUGCUCCUUCCCCCACCAUUCAAUCCAUUUCUCUAGCUGUACCAAAGCCUAAAGCUCACCAGCUCAAUAUCAAGUCAUUCACAAGCCCUACUCAGUGUAGUCAUUGCACCUCUCUUAUGGUGGGACUAGUUCGACAAGGUUAUGCCUGUGACGUGUGUUCAUUUGCAUGCCAUGUUUCCUGCAAGGAUAGUGCACCUCAGGUCUGCCCCAUACCCCCUGAGCAAGCCAAAAGGCCUCUUGGAGUAGAUGUGCAAAGAGGAAUAGGAACCGCCUAUAAAGGUUACGUCAAGGUCCCAAAGCCUACAGGAGUUAAGAAAGGGUGGCAGAGGGCUUAUGCAGUUGUCUGUGACUGCAAACUGUUUUUAUAUGAUGUGCCUGAAGGAAAAUCCACCCAGCCUGGAGUUGUUGCAAGUCAAGUCUUGGAUCUCAGAGAUGAAGAUUUUUGCGUGAGCUCUGUCCUAGCAUCGGAUGUAAUACACGCAACUCGCAAAGACAUCCCUUGUAUAUUCAGGGUGACAGCUUCUCUCUUAGGUUUGCCUUCAAAGUCCUGUUCUCUACUGAUCCUGACGGAAAACGAGAAUGAGAAGAGGAAGUGGGUUGGAAUCCUGGAAGGGUUGCAGUCUAUCCUGCACAAAAACAGACUGAAAAACCAGGUGGUGCAUAUUCCACAAGAAGCCUAUGACAGUACACUGCCUCUUAUUAAAGCAAGUUUAGCUGCUGCUAUUGUAGAUCGAGAUAGAAUAGCAAUUGGUUCAGAAGAAGGACUGUAUGUGAUAGAGGUGACCCGUGAUGUGAUAGUCCGAGCUGCUGACUGCAAGAAGGUGUACCAGAUAGAGCUUGCUCCCAAAGAGAAGAUCAUCAUCCUCAUCUGUGGUCGGAACCAUCACGUUCACCUUUUCCCCUGGGCCUCUCUGGAUGGGUCAGAAGGCAACUUUGACAUUAAGCUUGCAGAAACUAAAGGCUGCCAAUUGAUCACAACUGGAACACUGAAGAAGAGUUCUGUGACUUGCUUGUUUGUGGCUGUCAAACGCCAGGUUUUUUGCUACGAGAUCCACAGAACUAAACCUUUCCACAAGAAAUUCAGUGAAAUUCAGGCUCCGGGAACUGUCCAGUGGAUGACAGUGUUCAAGGACAAGCUCUGUGUUGGCUACCAGUCUGGGUUCUCUCUGUUGACCAUCCAGGGAGAUGGACAAUCUAUAAACCUGGUAAAUCCUAAUGACCCCUCGCUUAUCUUCCUCUCACAGCAGUCUUUUGAUGCCCUUUGUGCUGUGGAGCUCAGUAAUGAGGAAUACCUGCUUUGCUUCAGCCAUAUGGGAGUAUACGUCGAUUCGCAAGGUCGAAGGUCACGCAUGCAGGAACUAAUGUGGCCUGCAACUCCUGUUGCCUGUAGUUGCAACCCUUCCUACGUGACGGUCUACAGCGAGUAUGGUGUUGAUGUGUUUGAUGUUAACACUAUGGAAUGGGUCCAGACCAUUGGCCUGCGAAGGAUCAGACCAUUAAACACGGAUGGCACGCUGAAUCUCCUCAGCUGCGAGCCACCAAGGCUAAUAUACUUCAAAAACAGGUUUGCAGCAGGAGCUGUCCUCAGCGUACCAGAAACAUCUGACAACAGCAAGAAGCAAAUGCUUCGGACCAGGAGCAAAAGGAGAUUUGUGUUCAAGGUUCCCGAGGAGGAGCGAUUGCAGCAAAGGCGGGAGAUGCUUAGAGACCCUGAGCUAAGGUCAAAGAUGAUUUCGAACCCAACGAAUUUCAACCACGUGGCUCACAUGGGACCAGGAGACGGGAUGCAGGUUCUCAUGGACCUCCCGCUGAGCGUCCUCCCUGCUGCACAGGAGGAGAAGCCCUGUCUCUCCACAGCCAACCUCUCACGGCAGCAGCAGCAGAGAAACAAAACCUAUAUCUCGUGGCCCUCAGCAAGUGGCAGUGACGUGGGAGGAGCCAUGCCUUCCCGAAGCAUGUCCGAUCCCGACCAGGAGUUCGACAAAGAGCCCGACUCAGACUCCACAAAACACUCUACUCCAUCCAACAGCUCCAAUCCAAGUGGUCCCCCAAGUCCCAACUCCCCUCACAGGAAUCAGCUUACCCUAGAUGGACUGGACCAGUCAAGCUGUGACGCGUAACACCACCCGCUGCCCCCGGGAGAGGCCAGGCCGGGGCGAAGCCGUCUCAGAUGCCAGUGCCAAGGCUGAUGCUGAAUCACUAGUGUUGUACAAGAGUCAUUCUAUAUCCAGAGUGUAGAUACAAAGUGUUGACAUUAAGAGAACUCCUUCCCUAGGUAGCGCCGGAGCUGCGGGCGAUUCCCUUCUGCACAGCUGUGGCACGGUUUUGUUGCAUAGGAGCAUUUAAGGCCACCAGUAAAUAGUCUUAUUCUUAUGCUGAAGAAAGAAAUAGAGAGAGAGAGAGAGAUACUGAUAAUGUUGCUACUCUAUCAGGAGUAUUAUUUUUCUAUAGAAUGAUGUAAUGUCUGGUUAGCAGGAAAUCCUUUUAGACACCGUUGGGGCCUCUAAGUAGGAAAUGCGAGCAGGGCUUAGUUACAUCCUCAGAGGAAUACACUUCCCCCCCCUUUUUCCCAUAACUCUUAAAUCUUAAGGAGAAUGCUAGGAAGCUGGAGGUGUUCCCAACAUCAAUAGCAUCACCAGGAAGUCGAGUAAGAGUGGGUUGUAGUGUUUGUGGCCUUUGGAUCCAUGUAGCCGUCACAUAUACAGCUGCAUAAACCGUCUUUCUUACCUUCCUACCAACUUUUUAGUCUUGUACAUAGGGCUACUGCCAGGUGUCCCUUUGCUUUUUAGUCCUCAUCCAUCAGUCAUUAGGGCUUUUCAGAUAUAUUGGGAAUGACUGCUCUUGAAGGAAACAGCUGCCCUCCUCGUUGCUGCCUGUGUCCUCCUGAGGAGCUGCUUCUCCUGGGGUUCCGGCCGACAAGGGCUGGUGCCAGGCUGGAGCAUCACUCCCUUGCAUCACUUACCAAAGUGGAAAGUGAAGGGUGUGUGACUGAAGGGGGGGGUGCUGCUUUUCUCAUGAGUCAAUUGUAUCCUCACCUGCAUGAAGCCCCCCCCAUGAUUAGUAACCAAGUGUGGAUCAUGUAGAAAGAUGCACAACACACUCCCGUGUAUUUCGCUCUGGCAAACCCCCCGCCCCGUGCAGUGGUGAUGUUCUGCCUGUAUAUUUAACCUCAUGCUUCCAUGUAUGAUAUACACUUAGUGACCCAACAGCUUGUGACCACCUCUCAUUAAAAGCUUGUAAUUCAUUCAGUGGCUGGCAUAUCCAGUUUGUCAUUGUCACGACGAGUGUGCCUUCGGUGCCAAUUCCAUGACAGUUGGAUGUCACUCAUUUAAGGUUUGGUUUAAAUGGGCUGAUGAUACACCAAUGGCUAAUGUUCCUUUCUGAAACACUGUAUAGGAUGUGCACUUACCUUUUAGUUUAAACUGAGUGUUCUAGUCAGCAUUUAAUCCUGUUACAUUAAGUGUUGGACAGUACUUGCUCUUUUCUCUCAGAUUCUUGAUCAAGGGGCUCAGUUGGAGCUGGACACUACUGCUUGGGGAGGGCAGGGGAGGGGGGGCUGGUUUUUACUUUUUUUAAUGUAAGUCGAAGUCUUUGUAAUUAUUGAAUUGUGAGAACAUUUUUGAACAAUUUACCUGUCAAUAAAGCAGAAGAGGGAGGUUUUAAAA